UAUAGGCAUAAUCUGCAACUUGAUCAUCAGCACCAUGGCGAGUGGUGGGGAGGUGAAACUCUUUGGAAUGUGGGCGAGUCCUGCAGUUCGUCGAGUCGAAUGGGCCUUGAAGCUGAAGGGGAUCGAGUAUGAGUACAUCGAAGAAGACAUCUCGAACAAGAGCAAAGAUCUUGUCAAGUAUAAUCCAAUCAACAAGCAAGUCCCUGUGCUCCUCCAUAAUGGAAAGCCGAUCAUCGAAUCGCUUGUCAUCAUCGAAUAUAUUGAUGAGGUUUGGAAGCAUAACCCCAUCUUACCAAAGGAUCCUUAUGAACGUGCCAUGGCACGCUUCUGGGCCACAUAUAGUGAAGACAAGUGUCGGGGCGCAGUGAGAGAAGUCUUCUUUGCAGAAGGAGAGAAGCGUGUGAAAGCUAUCAAAUGUUUGGAGGAGACUCUGAGAGCACUUGAUGAGGAGCUUAAGGGGAAGAAGUUCUUUGGCGGAGAGAAUAUUGGAUUCUCGGACUUGGUUUUGGGGUGGAUGGCCUUCUGGUUAGGGGUGUCAGAGGAGGUUGCUUCCUUUGAGGUGUUGGAUCCUAAGAAGUUCCCAUGGUUUACUUCAUGGAUUGAUAACUUCCUCAAAGUUCCUGUGAUCAAAGAGAACCUUCCACCUCGUGACAAGACGGUAGAGUUUUUUCACAGCUAUCGCCGGCUUCACUUGGCUGCACCAAAAUGUUAGGCUGGCCUCCCUACUUAGCCAUGCAUGAGUUGAAUUAUUCUGGAUAUGCCAUCCAAUAUGAGAUAUAUGAUCUCAAUUCGAAUAGUCGUAAGUGGCUUAUGGGCAUGUUUGGAUGCUUUCUUGUGUGCACGUCAAGAUAGAGUAAACCGAAGAAUCCAAGUAAAUAAAGAGAUGAUUGAUUGAAGCAACCUAAAUUAUAUGGCACUUCUAUUAGAAUUUAUUAUCCAAUAAGUCAUAAAUAAUAUAAGCCACACCCUCUGUCGACCUGACGUACGUAUU
Elaeis guineensis (African oil palm) is the source of this 991-nucleotide messenger RNA. Its product is annotated as glutathione transferase GST 23. Gene Ontology annotation, biological process: glutathione metabolic process. Gene Ontology annotation, molecular function: glutathione transferase activity. The record is from RefSeq and is a predicted model, not a curated record. Gene Ontology annotation, cellular component: cytoplasm. Lineage: Eukaryota; Viridiplantae; Streptophyta; Magnoliopsida; Arecales; Arecaceae.